Danaus chrysippus (African queen) is the source of this 1095-nucleotide messenger RNA. NCBI's taxonomy places the organism in Eukaryota, Metazoa, Arthropoda, Insecta, Lepidoptera, Nymphalidae. The record is from the annotation of a GenBank genome assembly.
AUGAUAACGUUAUUAUUAAAACGAUAUAGGGGAAUGAUACUUUCUAGUCUUUUGUUUUUUUACCUAGGUUGUGGAAUAGCUUUAAGUUUUAUUAAAAUGGAAUGUGCUUCAGAUAUUUCAAACUUAGAAUUUAGAAGCAAAAACUCAUCAAUAUACGAAAAGACUGAAUAUGCGGUGCUUGUUAUAAGCAGUCCAGAUAAUGAAAUGAAAAGAGACGCUAUAAGGGCGACGUGGGCUAAUUUUAUUAAUAAUAUAUUCAUUGAAAACGGUGAAACGUUAUUCAAAUGGAACAACUCCAGGCUCGGAAAAAAUAAAAAAACAGAUUUAAUAAAAAUAUUUUUCGUAAUUGGAACACAAAAUCUAGAAAAGGAUAAGCUCAUUAAAAUUGAUAAUGAACUUAGCAGAAGUAAUGAUUUACUACUGUUGAAUAAGUUUGAGGAUUCCUAUGAGAAUCUUACAUUAAAGUUACUUUAUUCUCUAGAUUUUCUUAGCAAUAAUUUAAAGCAAUUAAAAUAUGUUAUUAAAUGUGAUGACGACUCAUUUGUUAGGGUUGACUUGAUAGUGAAAGAUUUGGAAGCUUUUGGACCUAAAAUGGAUGAUGCAUCUAUUAGUUCUUAUGUUACUUAUAAGGAGACAGCACAAAACCAAAAAGGAUUAUAUUGGGGAUAUUUUAAUGGGAGAGCUCAAGUAUUUUUAAGUGGGAAAUGGCAGGAAAAGAAAUGGUUUCUUUGUGACACCUAUCUUCCUUAUGCUCUAGGAGGUGGCUAUGUUAUAUCCAACAGCAUAGUUGAUUAUAUUUCAAGAAACUUGGAGUAUUUAAGUAUAUAUAAUUCUGAAGAUGUAUCAAUGGGUGUAUGGACGGCAGCAUUAAAUGGUAUAAAUCGAGUGCAUGAUACAAGAUUUGACACACAGUGGAAGUCUCGUGGAUGUGACAACAACAUGUUGAUACGGCAUAAACAAAGUCCAAGUGAUAUGUUGCAAAUGUAUAAAAACUUGAUAGAAACCAAAGGCUUAGGACUCUGUAAGUCACAGUCCGUACUACGUAAGUCUUAUAAAUAUAAUUGGAAUGUACUCCCUAGUAUGUGUUGUAAAUAA